AUGCGCAGAAGCGCUCUGGCCUACGUGCUGCGCAGCAGCAUCCCGCUCCUCGCAACUCCCGCUUUCCUAGAGUAUGUAAAGCACAUGCGCAACAUUGGUAUCAGUGCUCACAUUGAUAGCGGCAAAACAACGCUGAGCGAGCGCAUUCUCUUCUACUCCGGUCGCAUCGGAAAGAUCCACGAGGUGAAAGGCGGCACCGAAGUCGGCGCCACAAUGGACUCCAUGGAGCUAGAGAAGGAGCGCGGCAUCACUAUUCGCUCCGCUGCGACGCAGUGUCGCUGGAAGAGCAGCACCAUCAACAUCAUCGAUACCCCCGGUCAUGUCGACUUCACCAUCGAAGUGGAGCGCGCCCUUCGCGUGCUGGACGGCGCUAUCCUGCUCAUGUGCGCCGUUGGCGGUGUGCAGAGCCAGACGCUGACGGUGGAUCGUCAGAUGAAGAGGUACGGGGUACCGCGCAUCUGCUUCAUUAACAAGCUUGAUCGCGACAACGCGAACCCACAACGGGCACUAAAGCAAGCGCAGGAGCGUCUGGGCAUCAACGCCUUCUUUAUCCAGCUGAACAUGGGCAUUGCACAGGACUUUGAAGGCGUCGUCGACCUCAUCGAUGAGAAGGCCAUUUAUUUUGACGGCCCUUUUGGUGAGACCAUCCGUUACGAGCCGGUGCCGAGCUACCUCAAGGAGGACGUGAACGCCGCACGCAAGGAGCUCGUGAGCCGCCUAGCCGAGUGCGACGAGGAAAUGGAGUCUAUCUUUCUCAAUGACCAGGAGCCGACAGCUGCGCAGAUCCAUGCUGCCAUUCGCCGCGCUACCAUCGCCAAUAAGUUUGUGCCCGUGAUGGUCGGUUCGGCAUACCGGAACAAAGGCGUGCAGCUGCUCCUGGACGCGGUGGAGCGCUACCUGCCGUCACCAGAGGAGCGCCACAACUCCGGCUAUCGGGUGAAGCGUGUCAAGGACGAGGACGGUAACGUGUCGAACGUGAAGGAUGGCGAGGUGGCGCUGCUGACGGAUGACGAGAAGCCGCUGGUGGCUCUCGUUUUCAAGAUCGAGGAAACAAAGAAGUCGGGGCUGUCCAACUACGUGCGAGUGUACCAGGGGAAGAUGCGGAAGGAACACUUGAUGAAUAUCCGCACCGGCAAGAACUUCUUGCCGCCAAAGCUUGUGCGCAUGCAUGCGGAUAGCGCCGAGGUUGUGGACGAGGUACGCGCUGGUGACAUUUGUGCCAUUCAGGGUGAGGUGGACGCGUCCUCAGGUGACACUCUAAUGAAGGCCGGACCGCAGUCUGGAUCGCAGCUUUUUUCGUGCGAGGACAUGUACGUCCCGCCGCGCGUCAUCUCGGCCUCACUCAGGACGAAGGAUGACAAGGAGCAUUCCAGGGUACGGGAGCGUAUGCUCGCCUUCAUGCGAGAAGACCCCACAUUUGUGUACUACCGCAACUCAGAGACGAACGAGGACAUUGUAGAGGGCAUGGGUGAGCUGCACCUUGACAUUUAUGUCGAGCGGCUGAAGCGAGAAUACGGACUGCAGGUGGAACUCGGCAAACCAACGGUCAACUACCGCGAGAUUAUCACGAAGCGGCAGGAGUUCGACUUUGUCUUCAAGCGGCAAAGCGGAGGUGCGGGCCAGUGGGCGCAUCUGAAGGGCUACGUCGAGCCGCUGCCAAUCGAUAUGUCGGUCGAGAAGGGCGUCAAGAACAAAGCGACGACACGCUGCUCGAACGGUGACAUCCGUGAGUCGCUGCAGAAGACGGUGGUGAAGCAGCUGGAGCGCAAGAUUUUCGUGAAGGGUGAGCUGAUGCACGCACCUGUUUGGGGGGUGCACUUCCACUUGAGCGGUGGCGCCAUGCACGAGGUGGACUCGAACGAUCAGGCCUUCAAGAACGCGACACAGGAGCUGUGGGAGACGCUGCUGCCGAAGCUGAAGCCGACACUUGUGGAGCCAUUCAUGGAUGUUGAGAUGACAGUGCCUGCGACGAACAUGACUGAUGUGGCGACCGAGUUCUCAAAGCGAGAGGGUGUGGUGACCGAGACCACUGUAAAUGGUCCUGAUGCAGUGAUCCGUGGGGAAACGGCACUGGACACCAUGUUCGGCUUUAUUUCUGACCUUCGACGACUCACGAAGGGUCAGGGUGACUUUAGCAUGCAGUUUAAGGAAUAUCGGCCGAUGCAGCAGUACAAGGCGCAAAUGCGAAUGGAUGAGCGCAAUAGUGAUCUUGGUCGCAAGUCUUUCAAGCUUCCGGACUAA
Messenger RNA from Leishmania braziliensis MHOM/BR/75/M2904, 2241 nucleotides. RefSeq names its product putative Mitochondrial elongation factor G. Gene Ontology annotation, biological process: mitochondrial translational elongation. Lineage: Eukaryota; Euglenozoa; Kinetoplastea; Trypanosomatida; Trypanosomatidae. Gene Ontology annotation, molecular function: GTPase activity; GTP binding; translation elongation factor activity. The coding region runs from base 1 to 2241 and encodes 746 amino acids. Gene Ontology annotation, cellular component: mitochondrion. The transcript has a single exon. The record is from RefSeq and is a predicted model, not a curated record.